Rhizophagus irregularis DAOM 181602=DAOM 197198 is the source of this 1779-nucleotide messenger RNA. NCBI's taxonomy places the organism in Eukaryota, Fungi, Glomeromycota, Glomeromycetes, Glomerales, Glomeraceae. The record is from RefSeq and is a predicted model, not a curated record.
AUGCUUCUUGUACAAAAAAAUGCCAGGCCUGGCCCUAAAACAAUAAAUGAAGCAAUCAGGCUCUUCUCUGGUUUAGUGGACCUUGACUAUGAGCCUAGUUAUAAUGAUCAUAUAUACUUUCAAUAUUUGUCUAAUAAUAAAAAUGAUAUUUCUCUUCUAGGAGCCUAUCAUCCUGAAGAGAUUUAUUCAAAAUAUAUUAUUCGGGUAGCAGGAAAGGGUUUUAUGAUAGUUAAUCAUCCAUCUAAAGUUUAUGGGUUACCCGAUACCCAUGAGUGUAUUGAUGGAAAUUUGCCUCUCCACCUGGUUCUGGAUAUUGAUGUGAGGCAAAAGCCUGAUCUUAUAAACCCUGAACUUCCUUCUUUAAAUAAAUAUAAAAUUUCUCACGAAGAUUUAUUAUACAGGAUCUUAAUUGCCUGUAUUAGUAUUUUAUAUUCUGAUUUAAAACAUUUUGCAAUAUUAAAUGCUUUUACCUUAGCCAGUUCGUCUAAUUCUAAUAAAUGUAGCUGGCAUAUCAUGUAUCCCCAUGCUCGUUUUAUUGAUUAUAGAGACCUUGGGGGUUUUGUAGAAAAGGUCGCUAAUAAGAUCAGAAAGCCAUAUUCGGAAUUUAUUGAUAUAGGACUUUAUAAAUCCUGCUUCAGCCUUCGACUUCUUGGAUCAGCAAAAGAAAAUAGAGUUAAAAGACCUGCAAUAUUUUCACCACGAACCUUUUCUCCUGAAAAGCCAGAAAAAGAGGAGUUUCAACUUAUCGAAGAUGAAACCACCUUAGCUGGUUUAGUUACCGCAAAAUAUGAAUGGCUUGAGGUUGGUAACAUUAAGAAGGGAUUUGUUAACUUCCAAGCAAAGUCAUAUAAAGCAUAUCCUAUUUGCAAUAUCAAACAUGAGAAAGAUCAGUUAUAUGGCUUUCUUCAAAAUAACGACUGUUUUGUAUUUAAAUGCUAUCGACAAAAGCAAUAUAAACCAGAAUUAUCAGAAAUGAUGAUUAAUGUAGAAAAAUUAAAGGAUGUUCCAGAAGUAUAUUCUGAUUUCUUGGGUAUUGAGAAAACAACAACGCUUAUUCGUUCUCCUCCGGGAACAUGGAAAACCAUUGCAUUAAGAGAGAUUAUUAUGGCAUUGAAAGAUAAAGUUGAGAGCCUCUUUCGUGUCAAAUUCACAGACCGUUCAUUUGUAGCUAUUCUUGAUGAAGCUAAUGCCAUUAUGCGCCAAAUGUCUAGCGGUACAAAUGCACGGGAAUCUAAAAAUGCAAUGCGUGAUGUCUUAAGAUUUGCAAGACAUAUUUUGGCCAUAGAUGCCUUCGCAAAUAUCUCAACAUUAACUUUUUUCCAGAUGUAUCGUGGUGAAAAUAUUUGGAUAGUCGAUAAUAAGUAUCAGCCUCAUAUAAGUGGAGCAGAAGCCAUGCGAAUAGGAUAUGACCUUUUAAGGCAGGGUAAACGUGUGGCAUUUGUAUCUACUGGAGCAGUGAUGGCUAGAGCGUUAGUAGAAAAAGCAUCUAAGUCAUCUAAACCUGAUAAUUCGCUUAUUAGAGCCUGUGCAUAUUAUGGGGAUAUGGAUAAGAAACGUGUGCCGGGUACUACAGUGACCUCCAUUAUAGGUUUUCCUGGUUCUGCUCUUGCACAAAUGCUUUAUCAAAUUCGUGACUGUUCUCGUCUUAUUGUUUCCCUAUUCUAUCAGAAAAAUUCUAAUGAGCUUUUUCGCCCACCAGGUCAUGAAAAUAUUCGGGCAGAACUUGCUAGUGCUCGGCCUAAUAACUUACCUAUAGCAAUAAAGGGUCAUCGUGAAUAG